Messenger RNA from Phascolarctos cinereus (koala), 839 nucleotides. It is a transcript of the gene CXCL17, whose product is annotated as C-X-C motif chemokine ligand 17. The record is from RefSeq and is a predicted model, not a curated record. Gene Ontology annotation, biological process: negative regulation of inflammatory response; positive regulation of vascular endothelial growth factor production; positive regulation of monocyte chemotaxis. NCBI's taxonomy places the organism in Eukaryota, Metazoa, Chordata, Mammalia, Diprotodontia, Phascolarctidae.
CACAUGGUCUCACCUGUGACCUGAAUAUCAACUUCAUACCACCCUCCAAGCCAACCUGCUCCUCCAAUGGGAAGCCUUGCCCAGGAUUAAAGAGCAGGCCACCUCACCUAUUAACCCACACCUGAGCCAGCUUCCUCUCCAUCCGGGACCCAACUCCCACCCGCUGGAUCCAAGACUCAGUAGGACCAGCAGCAAAAUGAGAGCCCCAGUCUUCUCUCUGCUGCUGCUGCUGCUGCCACUGUCUGUUGCCUCCUCCAGCUCCAAUCCAGAGGGUGCUGAAGGCCAGAGGGACCAUAAACUUUCUGCAAAGAGGCAUUCCAGGGGCAGCAGGCAGGCAUGUCAAUGUGAAGAUGUCUUCCAGAACAUUCAUGGAGGAAAGACAGUACUGGAAGCCAAGCCACCUGCAAGACAGUGCCCAUGUGACCGCCUUAAACCCAAACAGAAAAACGCAGGCUUAGGGCAUCGGAAGCACUGGAGACGGAGCUGCCUCCGGUUUCUGAAGCAAUGCCAGCUGCGGGACAUUACUCUGCCUUUGUAAGAGAUCAGUCCAGUCUGAAGGGCAGAAGGUCAGCUCCCAAGAUGGCUUUAAUUCAGAAACGACCCCCAGGGUCACGUGGACUGCAGGCACUCCUCAGCUUGAUCCCUCCGGGAAGCAAGCACCUGACCUCUCUUCCCCGUCUCUGCCCACCCUUUCUCAGGUCCAAGUUGGGGCCGGGGGAGAGGAUGAAUCAGUCCCCACAAUCCCUAAUCGCCAGGGAAACUCUUCAGCCUCACUGACCAUCACCACGCCAGCAACAUGUAGCACCCUGGGGUCUUCAAUAAAAACGAAAAACAUUUCA